Thlaspi arvense is the source of this 2544-nucleotide messenger RNA. Lineage: Eukaryota; Viridiplantae; Streptophyta; Magnoliopsida; Brassicales; Brassicaceae. The record is from the annotation of a GenBank genome assembly.
AUGGAUUCGAGCAAGAGUGUUCUUGUUCCAAUGGCUCGGUCUGGCAACGGUUCCAAAGGUCCGAAGAUUCAUCUGCUUACCAACCACUUUGGAGUCAACUUCAGCAAAGUAGAAAGUCAAGAUUUCUUCCAAUACAGCGUAAAGCUUCUCUUGUUUUCUCUAAUGUCUUAUUCCCAUCACUGCUUUGAAGUUCUUGCUACAGUGGGAUCGAUUUGUCUCUUUGAUCUUUGGAUCCAGGUUGCUAUCACAUACCAAGACGGGAAACCAGUUGAAGCCAAGAGAAUUGGCAGAAAGAUUCUUGAAAAAGUUCAGAAGAACUGUCAAAGUGAUAACUUGGGUUCCAAGUACUUUGCGUAUGAUGGCGACAAGACUCUGUACACUGUCGGUCCUCUUCCCGGCAAAGUACUAAGCUUCUCUGUUGCUCUUGAAGAAAUGUUUUCUAAGCCCAAUGACGAGGGGGUGAAAAGAUUAAGGCGUCCUAACCAUUCCAAGACAUUCAACGUUGCAAUCACCUUUGCUACAAAAAUCUCAGUCCAAGCUAUUGAAGCUGCUCUUCAAGGAAAGGAAACAAAUCAUCUCCAAGAUGCUAUAAGAGUUCUGGAUGUUAUCUUGCGCCAGAACGCAGCUAGCCAAGGUUGCCUCCUUGUUCGUCAAUCCUUCUUCCACAAUGACGCAAAGUACUUUACGGAAGACUAUGGAGGUUUUCAUCUAUGCAGAGGAUUCCAUUCAAGCUUCGGAACUACUCAGGGAGGCUUAUCUCUCAAUAUUGAUGUCUCGAGUACGUUGAUAGUAAAACCUGGUCCUGUUGUUGAUUUCCUUAUUGCACAACAAGACGUCAAAGAUCAACUCUCUAUUAAUUGGAAAAAGCAAAAGAAAGGAAACGAGGAAGUAGAGGUUGAGAUUACAGUGUUUGAUUACUACAAGAAAAAGCAUGAUAUCACAUUGCAUGAUUCAGGUGACUUACGUUGCAUCAAUGUUGGUAAGCCGAAUCGUCCUACUUACAUUCCCAUGGAGCACUGUCAUCUUGUUUCUCUACAACGCUAUACAAAAGCUCUUAACAGUUUUCAGAAGACUAAGCUAGUCAGAGAAUCAAUACAGAAGCCACAAGAAAAGAUGAAUGUGUUAACCAUAGCUCUGAAGAAAUGUAAUUAUAAUGAUAACCCAAUGUUGCAAGAAUGUGGUGUUACAAUUGCCUCUGACUUCACUCAAGUGGAAGGCCGCCUGCUACCAACACCAAAACUGAAAGGGGGCAAUGGAGAGGACCUUCUGCCUAGAAAUGGGCGUUGGAAUUUCAAUAGAAAGAAACUUGCUGAGCCAGCAACAGUUCAUAAAUGGGCUGUUGUGAACUUCUCUGCUCGGUGUAACCCGUAUAAGAUUAACAUAGAUUAUCCAUUUCAUGACCUCAUUGAAGAGGAUCUUCAGUUCAAGGAUGCACCUGAUUCUGUAAGAGUGGAGAAGAUGUUUGAACAGAUGACACCAAUACUAUCAAAGGAUCCAAACUUCAUUCUUUGCAUACUCUCAGAAAGGAAAAACUCUGACGUUUAUGGUCCUUGGAAAAAGAAAACUCUUGUUGAAGUUGGAAUCGUGAAUCAGUGUAUUGCUCCUCAGCGCAACGUAAAUGAUCAGUAUCUCACAAAUGUUCUCCUCAAGAUAAAUGCCAAGCUUGGUGGUUUGAAUUCAGUGCUAGCUAUUGAGAGGUCACGAGGAAUACCUUCGGUAAUGAGAGUUCCUACCAUCAUCAUUGGGAUGGAUGUAUCUCAUGGUUCUCCAAACUCUGAUGAACCGUCAGUUUCCGCGGUUGUGAGCUCAAGAGAAUGGCCUUUAAUCUCAAAAUACAGGGCUUUUGUGCGUACACAGUCACCUAAAGUCGAAAUGAUCGAUAAUCUCUUUAACCGCGUCUCAGAUAAAGAUGACGAUGGUAUUAUGAGGGAGCUCUUGUUUGAUUUUCAAACCUGUUCUGGUAGGAAACCCGAUCACAUUAUCAUUUUCAGGGAUGGUGUGAGUGAAUCUCAGUUUAACCAAGUUCUUAACAUUGAGCUGGAUCAGAUGAUGCAAGCUUGCAAGUUUCUUGAUGAGAAGUGGGAUCCAAAGUUUACAGUGAUCAUUGCUCAGAAAAAUCACCACACCAGGUUCUUCCAGACCAAUAGUCCUGAUAAUGUUCCCGCAGGAACAAUAAUUGACAGCAAGAUCUGCGACCCACGCAACAACGAUUUCUAUCUUUGUGCUCAUGCUGGAAUGCUUGGAACUACAAGGCCAACGCAUUACCAUGUGCUCUUCGACCAGAUUGGAUUUUCGACAGACGACCUCCAAGAACUUGUUCAUUCCUUAUCAUAUGUCUACCAGCGGAGCACAACUGCCAUCUCUGUAGUUGCCCCGAUAAGUUAUGCUCAUUUGGCGGCUGCACAGAUGGCAACUGUGAUGAAGUUUGAGGACAACUCCGAGACUUCAUCGAGCCAUGGCGGGAUCACGACAUCUGGAGCAGUCCCUGUGCCUCCCAUGCCGAAGCUGAAGAAGAAAGUUGCUACUUCAAUGUUCUUCUGCUGA